Monomorium pharaonis (pharaoh ant) is the source of this 2253-nucleotide messenger RNA. RefSeq lists its product as uncharacterized. Bases 284 to 772 code for a protein of 162 amino acids. The record is from RefSeq and is a predicted model, not a curated record. Lineage: Eukaryota; Metazoa; Arthropoda; Insecta; Hymenoptera; Formicidae. The transcript is spliced from 2 exons.
CAACGCAGAGUACGUGUCGAACAUCGCUCCGUCUUUAUAGUGUGUUUUAAGAAAAAGAAAGCAGGAGGGAAAUACAAAAUUAGUGUGAUGAUAAUUCUAUAGAUUGGUGACAACAGGAAUUGUUAUCUAGCCGGGAAAUGCAAAUUUGGGAAUAGCUGAAGUACAUUUCUAUAAUCAUGUGUAUCAACGACGUUGUGACAAGCAAGCAUUGACGUGGAUGGAAUCUGUUGACGUGUAGCGAAUUCGACAGCGUCGGAACACAGGUGUCGACGAUCGAUAAAUUAUGGAAGAGGAUACCGAAUAUCGAUGUUCGGCAUGCAAGAAGGCUAUUAAAACUGAAGUAGUACAAUGCAAAUCAUGCGUUAAACUGUUUUACCAUCCAGGCUGUGUUAGUAAACACAAAAUUUAUAGAAAUAAUGAACUAGUACCGUGCCAGAGUCCCUUUGCAAAAUUUGGGAUAAAGAGUGAAAUUGGAGAAGCAAAGAAAACGGCAAAUAGCAACAGAGAUAGGCUAGGAUCGGCGGGAGCAUCUGGAAGACCAAGCACAAGUACGAGUAGAUUGAAAAAUAUGGACCUAAAAAUUGAUUGGCUCAUGAGAACAAUAAAAGAAAUAAAAGACGAGACUAUAUGUAAGAAAGAAAUUAAAGUGAUGAUAAAAGAAGUUAUCCAGCAUGAGUUAAAGAAUAUCAAAGAAGAGCUAGAAGAAGUAAAAAGGAUGCUGUUUACUGGACCUAUUCAUCAAGAGGAGCACAGAAGAAUUAUAGUGAGAUAGUUAAAGAAAAGAAGAAAGAAAAUGUUAUAAUUGUUAAAUCUAAGGUUCAGCAAGAAAAUGUUGAAACGGCUAUGUUAAUAAAAAAGAAAGUAGAUAUAAAGAAUAUGGAAUUGGGAGUAACACACAUAAGGAAAGGAAACAAUGGUACAGUUAUCUUGAGAUGUGAGACUGGAGAAGAAUGGCAAAAUUGAAAACUACAGUGCAAAGCAAGCUAGGUGAUGACUUUAAAGUUACUGAGUCACUACAAAUGAAGCCGAAAGUAAAAAUUGUUUAUAUUGACGAAGAAGAAUGGAACUUGAGUGAUAAAGAAUUAAUUGAUUCAAUCAAAAAGCAGAAUAAACUUGGGACACAAGAAGAAAGUAAUAUGAGAAUAAUGAAAAGAUUAAAAAUCUAAUAGAAGAGGUAAAACAGAAGGCGCCAUAAUAAUUGAACUAGAUGAAAAAACCCAUGAAUUAAUGUUAAGCCAAGGAAAAAUAAAUAUAGAAUGGAAAAGAUGUCUUGUAUUUAAUCAUAUCAGUAUCAAGAGAUGCUUUAAAUGCUGGGACUAUCACCAUUUUGCGAAAUACUGUACGCGAAAUAAGGCGUGCCAUAAAUGUGCAGGUAAUCACAAAUCAAAUGAGUAUACAACAUAUGAGAAGAAAUGUAUAAAUUGGAUGUAUAAAAACCAAACAUACAACCUGAAGAUAAAAGAUGACUAUGAUGCACUGAGCCCGGAAUGUCCCGACGUUCAAGAAAGUUCUACGUUCAAGAGGAGAAGAGAAGGCCCGGCUGGGAGGAUGCAAAAUAGCAAUCACAGAAAGAAGAGGAACUGAUACUGUAUACAAAUGCGCAAAGUUUGAUAGCGCAUAAAGAUGAAAUACGUAAUCAAGUUAUAAAGAAGAUUCAUCCAGCAGUUAUAGCAUUGUUUGAAACGAGGCUGAUAGUCGGAAAUAGAAGAUAGUAAAGUGAAUGUGCUAGCUUAUGAUAUAAUCAGAUGUGAUGGAGAGAACAGAAAUACAAGAGGUGCAAUAUUAUAUCUAAAAGGAGACAUUAAAUAUGAAUUGAUAUGGAUUAAAUCUAUAAGUGCGAAUUGUUGGUGCGUUGCGAUAGAUGUAAGAAAAGAAUUUUAUAAAGGCGUGCUGAUGGUAGUAUAUCACUCACCGAGUGCCUUUGAUGGCGAUUUUCUGAGAUUUUUAGAGGAAGCUGUAGAGGAUUUAGUGAUAAAGGUAGAAUGUAUGAUAGUAGGAGAUUUUAACAUAGAUUUUAAGAUAGAUUUAUUUUACACAAAUAAAUUACGAACAAUAAUGUUUAGUCUAGGUAUGAAACAACUAGUUAAUAGUUUGACGAGGAUUAUGAAAGACAGUCAGCAAUGAUAGACUUAGUUUUUGCUAAUAAUGUGGCACAGGUACAUGUGGUUCAUGAGCCGAAAAUAACAGACCAUAUGUGGAUAAAAAUUGCGUUAGGAAAGAAAAAAAAAGUUAAUAGAUAUAGAGUAUUUACUG